AUGCCGUUUAAGAAGCACAACCGCCAGUAUGACUUGGUCGUCUUCGGGGCCACCGGUUACACCGGCCGCUUGGCAGCUGAGUACAUCACCGCCAACUUCCCGGUCAAUGCGAAGUGGGCAAUUGCAGGCCGUUCCGAGUCGAAGCUCCAGGCAGUCGCUGAAGACUGCAAGAAGCUGAAUCCGGACAGGGACCCGCCAGCAAUUGAAAUGGCGAGUGUGGACGAUGAUGAGCAAAUGAGCGCGUUGGUGAAGAGGACAUUCGUCUUGAUAACGACCGUCGGCCCGUACAGCGCUCAUGGAGAGCAUGCUGUAAGAGCAUGCGCUGAAGCCGGUACACACUACCUUGACAUUACUGGCGAGAGUCCCUGGACGUAUAAGAUGAUCAGCAAGUAUGAAAAGUCUGCCAGAGAGAGCGGUGCCAUUCUUAUUCCCCAGAUGGGCUUGGAGUCUGCUCCGGCAGAUCUCUGCACGUGGGCUUUGGCCAACACGCUUCGAAAGCAGAUGGAUGUCAAGACGAGAGACGUCACAAUCUCGAUUCACAACUUGCGAGCGGCCCCAUCCGGAGGCACUAUAUCGACUGUCCUCACUCUAUUUGACCACUUCACCGUGAGUGAGCUGGCAGAGGCUGGAAAGCCCUUUACACACUCGCCUGUGCCACACCCAAAUGAGCCAAAAAGACCCAGCGUUUCCAUCCAGCAAAAGAUCCUUGGUGUUCACUACGUGCCUAAUCUGGGAACCGUCACCACUGCUCUUACCAAUACUCCCGACCAGGCAGUAGUAGAACGCUCAUGGGGACUCCUGUCGGUCAUCCCCUCCCGGAAGGACGAGUUCUAUGGACCGAACUUUCACUGGGCAGAAUGCCACAGGGCUCGCAAUUGGUUCCACGGAGUAAUAAUUCAUCUGGCAAUCGUCAUUGGCGUGUUGCUGGUUGCUACGGGGCGGCCUGUCAGGGCGGUUCUCCGAAGAAUCGUUCCAGAAGCUGGCACAGGACCCUCUAGAGACGAGAUGGAGAAAGAAGAGGUCGAGUGGCGUGGCAUAGCAAAUCCCGAUACGGAGACGCCGACUGAUAAGCAGGCCUUUUGUCGAGCUUGGUACAAGGGCAGCAUGUAUGCAUUAACGGCCAUGUUUUGCUGUGAGGGCGCUCGGACAAUUCUGGAAGAUGACCUUGGGUUAGACGGAGGCUUUUAUACGCCCUGCUGCCUUGGGCAAGGCCUGGUUGACCGGGCCCAUGAUGGCGGUUUCAGGAUGGAGACGCGAAUACAGGACAAAUGA
Molecule: messenger RNA, 1272 nt
Organism: Trichoderma citrinoviride
Lineage: Eukaryota; Fungi; Ascomycota; Sordariomycetes; Hypocreales; Hypocreaceae
Exons: 5
Coding region: 1-1272 (423 amino acids)
Biological process (GO): glycolipid biosynthetic process
Cellular component (GO): plasma membrane; lipid droplet; mitochondrion
Source: RefSeq, a predicted model, not a curated record